This is a messenger RNA of Spirometra erinaceieuropaei, 4351 nucleotides long. The record is from the annotation of a GenBank genome assembly. Lineage: Eukaryota; Metazoa; Platyhelminthes; Cestoda; Diphyllobothriidea; Diphyllobothriidae.
AUGUCCCCGGAGGUUAGUUGUUGUGGCGAGUUGGAAAAAGUCAUCGCACCGAAGGGCGCAGUCCAAGCCACGCACGAUACGGAAAGUUUGUAUCAAGCCUCCGCUCAACUGCCUAUAACUCAGAGGAUAUAGAUCAAGGCUAGUUAAGCGGAUCUCGUAUGGCAGUGCACCCUGACCUCUUAUUAAUUUUGUUGCUCACCUCUGCACUCUUUCAAGCAGAUUGUAAUCCUGAUGGGUCCAUGGUCUCCAGGUCGGGAUGCGGCCUUACAAACGUGCCGAAGACUUUGGGGACGCAGUCUUCAUCGAAAACUGCGAAUGUCCGCUUGAUGGCAUAUAGCAUUGAAGUUGCGGCCUUGGCCGCCUUACAGCCUUGUGUAGAAGGCUUUAGGCUGUCUGCAGCUCAGACCCCGAGAUCUUUCUGCGUUUCUGCAUCUCGAAGUGGUAUUCCGUUCAGAUGGUAUUGCCGCGUAUUAGGGGUCUGAUUUUCGAGGCGCAGUAUGGUACAUUUGUUCAAAUUGAAGGAUAAGAACCAUCUGCGGGACCACUCGUCCAAUCGACAAAGAUUUUCUUGGAAGUUCAUUUCAUCGGCAGUAUUCUGGAUGACUUUCCAGAUUUUUAUGUCAUCUGCAAACAUGACACAAUCACAAUCCAACCCAUCUACACAAUCAUUGAUGAACAAGAGAAAGAGGGUUGGUCCAAGCCUUGUGGGACUCCACUCUCUAUGAAUGUGCGCCUUGAUUGCUGUCUUUCUACGCAGACAAUUUGGGAGCGGCCGACGAGUAAGUUCUCGAUCCGUUUUAGAAGUUUGCCGCCGAUGCCCAUUAUUCUCAACUUGUGCAGGAGACGCUGGUGCGGAACACUGUCGAACGCCUUCCGGAAAUCAGUAUAGGCCACGUGCACAGUGUGUUUUGCAUCCAGUGCUCUUGUCCAACUUUGCAUUGUAUAUAGUAAGUUCGUUACACAUGAUCUUCCCCUAGGGAAACCAUGUUGUGCAUCGGACAAGAGGUCGUGGCCUUCCAGAUAAGCCAUCAACUCCUUUUUGUGGUUUUCUCCAUCACUUUGCAGCAGAUUGAUGUCAGACUGACGGGUCUGUAGUUUGUCGCCAGGGCACGACUACCGCUUUUGUAAAGGGGUGUAAUGUGGGCCGUCUUCCAGUCUGUGGGGAGGAUUCCAGCGUCAAACGAUUCCUGGAACAGAAAGGAUAGUGGCUUGGCCAGCUGUCGGGCAAGCUCGAAAAGCAGCUUUGUUGGGAUCUCGUCCGGACGAGGAGAUUUACAUUCCUUCAAGCUUUUUAUUUCUUCCAAAAUCGUUGCCUCUCGAAACACGAUAACUUCGAUAGUGGGAUCUCCCAUGUUCUCGGAUCUAGUUGCUCUUCUCUCUCUUAAAACACUUCUCUAAAGGCAGGACUAAGUUAAUCUACCUGAGGACAUAACUGUUGCAGAAGCCUAGGCAGAGAGUCAGACCCUGGCUGCCAAGACCUUCAGGGUCGAUCCCGAAUGGAAAGAGAAGAUGGAAGCCACUUGGAAGGAUUGUUUAUGCUGUACAGAAUAAUUGGAAAAGGGGUUGGGGAGAGUUAGCAGCCGGACGAGAGCACGUCCGAUGCCGGGAGGACGACGUCCCAAGUGUCCGUCAGGGAAUGCGUCAAACCGUCUUAAGCCAGGUCACGUCUAACUUGGCCUUGAAUCUGAUUGGCCAGUUGGAAAGCCGAAUGGGCUUGUGGCGGCACCGCAGAGAGAAUAAGUGUUCUGAGCGCUACAAUUAUCAAGUCAAAUCCCAGAUUGGAAGGAGAAGACAGAAAGCACCAGAACGAGGGGUUUAUUGUGCACAGAACCCGGCGUUGUCCUCUCAGGCGGCAGUGGCCAUUGGCGAAGCCAGGGCUGAUGUUGACUGCGUCCAGUCAUGCCUGAGAGUCCCUGAGACAGUGUUGGCAGCCGCUUUUGUAGGCUCGUGGGCCAAGCUCAAGUGAUGUCCAGUCAGUGUGUGUUGCAUUUGCCGAGGGGUGGAUGUCCCAGUGGCUUAGGUUGUGGUUGCAGGGGGUAGUUGCGUUCAAGUGGCCGCAUGGGCAGCUGCGACUGCGCGGACGCAGGUAUGCCCGAGCUGUUGGUCGUGUGACUUACGGUCAGCUCGUAUGGGACGGCUCGCUGCAAGGGGUAAUUGACCUUGAGGCAGCGAGGUCUCGAACAAUGACACCAGACCAGUCAUGAUGGCUUCCCACUACAGGCUAACACCAGACAACCCUGGUGUGCACGUUCAGACACUCAAGAGAGGCCCGGCGUUGCGACAGGCGCUCGGAGUAGGGCUACUAGAAGACUAGGAGCAGCAGGUGAGUAGGUAGUUCUCCCCUUCCACGCUUGUCCCCCUCAGGUACCGUUCAGCCCCCUUGGCACAGAAGGUAGAUCCUGUUUUAUGUAAUUCUGAUGCCAGAGUGGGGCAUGGCACGUGUUACCUAGGCGUCGCGGAUCUCGUGCCUCCCAUGCAAUACCAUAUAUGCGGGGACGUGGUGGAACAUCUAGACGCAGGCCCACGCCGCUCGAACUACCUGCGCCCCAUCGCAACAUCAGGUGGCUGAUCGACUCAGACAGCGGACUGGUGCGUGGAAAAGGAACCGGGGGAACGGAAGUGCGCUCACAACUAUCAUUACAUGCCGUUUACCGAAGCCGUCCACCCUGCAUGCCCAGUCUGCACAUUCAGUCCGUUCAAACACAGGCGUUGCCUGCUGGUAUCACACCACUUUUGGUAUUAAAGUCCGUCGCUGCAUUUAUCCCAGCUCCUUCGCCUCCAAGCAGAGCAAGCGGGUAAGACGGGUCAGCCCCAGAGGCCAGUGCAGCCAAUCUUACCGACAGCUCUAUCCCUGGUAGCACAGUUUACGUCCGCGACAGCCAGAGUGACAGCCGUUUUUUUGGUUGACACUGGUGUCCAGCUACGUGUCAUUCCACCCGCACCAGCUGCUUGUCGGUGCCCCAAUCCCGGCCUUUUCCAACAGGUCGUCAACACGUCGGCCAUUGCCACUUUCGGCACCUGCUCCCGCUCUGUGGACAUCGGUCUCCGGCGUCUCUUCCCCUGGGUCUUCGUCGUCGCUGGCAUCGCCUGUGCCAUUCUUGGCGCAGACUUCCUCGCCGCGUUCGAUCUUUUGGUCGACUGCCGUCAGUCCCGUUUACACGACAAGACCACAAACCUCACCAUUCUGGGUAUUUCUUCCUCCGACGCUUCCCAUCAACUCGCCGUCUUAGACCCCGAACCCGAGAACCCAUUUCGACAAUUCCUCACCAAAUACUCUGACCUUACUCGUCCCAACUUCAGCACUUCCAUUCCACCACACGACGUUGUUCACCACAUCCGGACCGUUGGUCCUCCCGUGUUUUCUCGGCCCCGCUUCUCGUCACUGCAUGUCCCGUCGAGUUCGAGCACAUGCUUCAGAUGGACAUCAUUCGUCAGUCUGAAAGUCAAUGGACCUCGCCCCUCCACAUGGUCCUAAAGGCCGCCGCCACUGGUGACUAACGUCCCUGCGGUGAUUACAGUUCCCGGAAAAACGUUACUGUCCCAGACCGCCAUCCCGUUCCGAAUCUUCAAGAUUUUGACGGUGUCCUAUUCGGCAAGUCCGCAUUCUCUAAGAUCGGUCGGGUCCGUGCUUUCCACCAAAUUCCCACCGCCCUGAAGGACAUUUAGAAGACGGCCGUCACCACAUCCUUUGGCCCCUUUGAGUUCCUGCGCAUGCCGUUUGGACUCCGCAACGCCUCCCAGACCUUUUAAAGGUCCGGAGACAGUGCUUCGCGGCCUACCAUUUGUCUACGCCUAUAUCAACGACCUUCUGGUAACCCACUUCACCGCCAAAGAACACAUGGAGCAUCUGGCAACGGUGUUUGGCCGCCUACAACGAUUUAGCGUUGUUCUCAACCUGUCCAAGUGCGUCUUUAGUGUUUCCUCUCUAGAAUUUCUCGGUUAUCUGGUUGACUCCAAAGGCAUCCAUCCUCUUCCCUCGAAUGUUGCGGCCAUCCGUGAUUUCCCUCCUCCCUCUUCCAGACGUCAACUGCAGCGAUUGCUGGAUAUGGUGAAUUUUUAUCGCCUGUACCUUCCGCACUGUGCCUACACCAUCCUGCCGCCCACGAGCUUCCUCUCUGUUCCCAAACGUUCGUUCGAGAUGUCUGCAGAGGCUCUCGCUGCUUUUGACAAGGUGAAGGCUGCCCUGACCAAUGCUACCCCCCUGAUGCAUGUUUCUGCCGAUGCUCCCAUCUCUCUCAUGGUUGACGCCUCCAAUAUUGAAGUAGGCGCGGUUCUCCAACAGCACCUUGCAGGCCACGCUCAACCCAUAGCUUCCUUCUCCAGGAAGUUAGCACCUGCCGAGACGCGCUAG